Messenger RNA from Juglans regia (Persian walnut), 1417 nucleotides. Its product is annotated as B3 domain-containing transcription factor VRN1-like. Gene Ontology annotation, molecular function: DNA binding. The record is from RefSeq and is a predicted model, not a curated record. The transcript is spliced from 4 exons. Bases 353 to 1273 code for a protein of 306 amino acids. Lineage: Eukaryota; Viridiplantae; Streptophyta; Magnoliopsida; Fagales; Juglandaceae.
AGGAGACCGGCGCACUUCUUCAAGAUAAUGCUCCCCUCUGCCAUGGCCCAAAAAAAACUGCUGUCAGCAAUAAACAACAACUGCGCUCACGAGCCCAGCCCACGAGGCCUUGAUGGGUCUAAGGACAGCCCAAUAUGACAAAAUUGGUAUGAGAAAAUAAGAUGGGUUGGGCCAGGCCAGAAGGGCAAGGACAGCCCAAGAAGCCCAUAAAGAAGCAGCGAGGUAACACGUGCGGGGCAUGGGACUGAGUCAGAAGGUCUAACACUUUUACUUGUCAACAAUUCGCACCCACUGGGUCAGGGACAAUCCUGACCCUUGGGCACAGACAGUUGAACAGACUUGGAAGGUGAGUAUGCCCAACCAAGGCCACACCGUAUUUAUUGAAGGACGGAGGCAGACACACCACUACAAGGACCCAAGGCUAUCAACAAUCACCACGAUCAGGCAUGGACGGCCUGUCGCAUGGCAGAGAGUUGACAGAGGACAUGACCUGGGCACCACUUCAACCAGCUUGUCAAGUUGGCAAGUGGGAUUGGAAAGAGCUACUGGUGAGAAGGAGAUUUGGUUUCACGAGGGUUGGCAUGAUUUUGUAGAAUAUCAUUCUAUAGAUUCUGGCUACUUUUUAGUCUUCAGAUACGAAGGAAAUUCAAAUUUCCAUGUUCUUGUAUUUGACAAGACUGCUACUGAGAUCCAGUAUUCAUCUAAAAACUUGGACGAUGAUCACAUGAUUAUGUUAUCAGAUGAUGAUGUAGAAAAAUCAAGCCAUGACGACAAGUCGAAAGAAACUCGUGCAAUUAUAUUGUCUAAACAUGAAGAUGGAGAAACAUCUGAUCAUGAUAGGGAAAGACCAGUAGUACUUUCUGGCACAUCCACGAAAGAAAGAAGUCUCAGGAUGUCCAGAGGAAGAGAGAGAGCAAUCCAAGCAGCCAUAACUUUCAAGCCUAAAAAUCCUUCGUUCAUGCGUAUCAUGCCGAGGUCAUCUGGAUCUUAUCGUAUGUAUGUGCCUAGUGGAUUUGCUACCAGCUAUCUUUCUCUGAAUCAAAGUGUCAAACUUCAGACUUCCGAUGAGGAUGAUGGACAACGUGAAUGGCAUGUUAUAUGCCGUUGCCAUCAUAACAGGAAGCCGAGGUUGUCACUUAAACUAGGAAGCGGGUGGAAAGUCUUCGCAAGGGACAACAAUUUGAAAGAAGGAGAUGCCUGUGUCUUUGAGCUCGUCCAGAGGAAGCCUACUGUGCUUAAAGUCUCCAUAUUUCGCGUAGUUGACUAUGUUUGAACUUUCAGUACGUACUGAUCUAAUAAGUUAACUUGUCUAUAUAAUAUAGUACUCAGGCCAAUGUUCAUGUUAAUUUGAUGCAGUCUGUCUUUUCUUUGUUUUGUUUUCUUGAAGAAGGAUACUUUUAAAGAUUAUUAAGUAUUA